Molecule: messenger RNA, 3632 nt
Organism: Archocentrus centrarchus (flier cichlid)
Lineage: Eukaryota; Metazoa; Chordata; Actinopteri; Cichliformes; Cichlidae
Product: platelet-derived growth factor receptor beta-like
Exons: 28
Coding region: 233-3379 (1048 amino acids)
Biological process (GO): cell chemotaxis; multicellular organism development; cell surface receptor protein tyrosine kinase signaling pathway
Cellular component (GO): plasma membrane; signaling receptor complex
Molecular function (GO): platelet-derived growth factor binding; ATP binding; platelet-derived growth factor beta-receptor activity
Source: RefSeq, a predicted model, not a curated record
AGUGCUGCAGACUCUCUCUCUCCACUCUGGGUCUAUGUCUCUCUCUCUCUCUGAGUCAGUCUGUUGGUUUCCAUUCGUCGUUCGUCUGGAAUGAACUCAGACUGAGAGGAAGAGAAGCCACAAAGUGACGAAGAAAACGAAGAAGAAGAGGAAGAGGAGCAGCUUCAGAAGGUCUGAGGUCUCCUGACCAAUCACCUGAUGUGAACCAAUCAGGCAGAGAGACAACCUCAGCAUGGAGCAAUGGCAGGCAGGCGGCACACCUGAAGCACAGUGCUCAGGCUCGGUGACCAUGAUGGGAUCCAUCAGGGGACAGAGAGGAAGCCUCCACCUUCUGCACUUCCUGUUGGGUGUGUUCCUGGUUCAUCCUGAAGGGGGUGUGUCUCUGGAGCUGCUGCCAUCGGCCUCUCAAGUGCUGCUCCCCUCCAGCUCAAACUUCACUGUGGUGUGUUCGGGGUGGAGUCAGGUGAUGUGGCUGCUACCUCAGGAUUCUCAUGUAGAUGGGGUUCUAGUGGAUGAUCAGGGCUCCACUAGCAUCCUGCAGCUCUUAAAUGUCACCUGGAAGAAUUCUGGGAGAUACACCUGUGAGGAGCCAUCAUCUGAUCAGAGCCGAAAUAUCGAUGUCUUCAUUCCUGGGCAAGGUCCUGAUGAAUGGUUCGUCCCAUUGGGUCCAGGCGUGGUGAUGAAGGAAGCAGAAGAAGACACCAUUCCCUGCGUGGUGUCCAAUCCAAAGCUCAACGUCUCGCUGUAUGAGCGCCCCGCCAGGACGCCGGUCAGCAGGAUGACAUACGAGCCGGGGCGUGGCUUCACAGGUCGUCUCAAUGACACAUCGUAUGUGUGCGUCGCCACCUACGGAGCUGAGGAGAGAGAGUCCCAGGUGUACUACGUCUUCAGCAUCAUUGUCCCAAAGGAGAUGGAGGUGGACCUGUCGGUGUCCAGCAGUGUGCUGAAGCAGGGCGAAGUCCUCACUGUAAACUGCACCGUCAAAGACACGGAGAUGGUUUUCUUCUCCUGGGACUUUCCCCGCAAAGAGGAAAUCGAGCCACUGACAGACUUCCUGCCCAAUCGGAUCCGCUCGUUUGUUAACAUCACCUCAGCAACAGUGGCAGAUUCAGGUGUGUAUGUGUGCAUGGUGCAGGAGACAAGGCAGGGACAAACUGUGAGGAAAAACAUCACAGUAACAGUGCUGGACCGAGGUUAUGUGUACCUGUGGCCCUCGGGUGAGACCAAUGUGUCGUCUCCCCUCCAUCAAACGGUGGAGCUAAGUGUGGAGAUCGACGCCCACCCCGCCCCUACUGUCAUCUGGACCAGAGAGAACCAGUCUGUUGCCACGGACACCACCGCCAUCAACACCUCACACGUGUCGGACAGCCGGUACGUGAGCAAGCUGAUGUUGGUGCGCGUGCAGAUGGAUCAGACAGGAAGUUACACAGCAACCAUUUCCAAUGAUGAUGACAUCAAAGAGGUUACCUUCAACCUGGAGGUGCAAGCCCCACCCAUGAUCAUGUCCCUGUCGGAGGUCAGGAGUAACACUGUGCUGUGUGUGAGUGAGGGAGCUCCAGCCCCCUCUGUUACCUGGUACACCUGUUCCAGCUCACACAGAUGCAGUCGUUUAAAUGGCGAGUGGAAGAGCCAAUCAGCAGCCUCAGAGGGCACGACUCUGCAGGAGAACGUCACUGUGAUGGCAGAGAAAGGUGUAACCCAGGUACACAGUACGCUGACUCUGCAGACGCUCAGCUCUCUGUCGGCCGUUCGCUGUGAAGUCACAAAUGCAGCAGGAAGACGAGUGAAGGACCUCCGAGUCGUCUCCAGCUCUCUCCUGUCUCAGGUGGUGGUCUUGGCAGUCGUCCCGGUCUUGGUCAUUAUUGCUGUCAUCUUCCUCGUCAUCCUCAUCAUCCUCUGGAGGAAAAAACCUCGUUAUGAAGUUCUUUGGAAGGUGAUCGAGUCUGUGAGUCCUGAUGGACAGCAGUACACCUACCUCGAUCCCGCCCAGCUGCCCUACAGCUCCACCUGGGAAAUACUGCGGGACCACGUAGUUCUAGGUCAGGUGCUGGGUUCAGGUGCGUUUGGCCGCGUUGUCGAGGCUACCGUCUCUGGUCUGACUCACUCUCACUCUACAAAAGUGGCUGUGAAGAUGGUCAAACCGAGGAGCGAUGCCGUCCAGUCUCUGAUGUCAGAGUUGAAGAUUUUGGUUCAUCUCGGUCCUCAUGUGAACAUCGUCAACCUACUGGGAGCCUGCACGAGAGGAGGUCCCGUCUAUCUCAUCACUGAGUUCUGUUGUCAUGGAGACCUUGUGAACUACCUGCAGAGGAACAAACAAACUUUUUUACAAGGAGACACACAGACCAAGAGUGACUGUGAUGGUGGGUACAUGGACAUGAACAAUGAAGAGGGCUCUCAGUACGUUGCCAUGAAGGAGCUCAGUUACGCCGACAUCAAACCUGCCAUCUACGAGACGCCGUACACGCCAGCAGACCAGCAGGAGGCGCUGCUCCUCAGUGACUCUCCUCUCCUCUGCCUCAGUGAUCUCAUCGGCUUCUCCUACCAGGUCUCACAGGCCAUGGACUUCCUCUCCUCCAGAAAGUGCGUGCACAGAGACCUGGCAGCGAGGAACGUCCUGGUCUGUAAGGGGAAGCUGGUGAAGGUCUGUGACUUUGGUUUGGCCAGAGACCUGCUGAAGGACCAGGAUUACAUCUCCAGGGGAAACAGCUUCCUGCCGCUGAAGUGGAUGUCUCCAGAGAGCAUCUUCCAGAACAUAUACAGCUCGCAGAGCGACGUCUGGUCCUUCGGAGUUUUGCUGUGGGAGAUCUUCUCUCUGGGUUGCAGACCGUACCCCGAGCUCUCCGUGACCCAGGAGUUCUACUCUGCUCUGAAGAGAGGAUACAGAAUGACCCGACCUGAACACACUCCUGAUGACAUGUACGACCUGAUGAAACGCUGCUGGGAGGAGAAACCUCAGUCCAGACCUUCUUUCUCCUCACUGGUUGUCUCCAUGGGCAACAUGUUGAGCGACGACUACAAACAGCGUUACCUGCAGCUGACCCAAGACUUCCUGAAAGGAGGAAAUCCAGCUGUGCAUCGUUACAGUCACAGUUUAUCCAGAGGUGCCGAAGACCAGACACACAGUCACGCAGACACACACGGAACCCCCACCCCUCAGGUGAAUAGGUCAGAGGGGGAGACAGUGGAGGCAGGCCCCUCCCAUGGCACUUACGUCCUCCCUGUUACUGAAGUCACCAUUGAGAGCAGCAGUGGCACCGCGCUGGACGCACACAGUCCUCUGCUCUCAGAUCCCCUCGCCAUCUUGGACUCUCAGGAAGUGACAUCAUCAGAGGACAGACAGGAAGCUGCAGGGCCUCCUGAGGAGGAGAGCUGCCUGUGACAGACAGCCGCAGGGUCCAAACAUCCGUGACUGUGGGCUCAUGUGCCCUGAGUGUGGACUGUAAGGCUGUGGGUUUAGGUCACAGAGGGGUCAGAGUGUACAGCAGGUCUUGAUUCACAUUUAUAACCUUUAGUAUCCUCCAUGUACUCCGCAUUACUCUGUCUUUAUAUCUGCAUAUCAAAGUGCUUUAAGCCUCAAACUGCUGACUCGCGUCAGGACUGAAGCUUCCAUUAAAGUGUAUUUAUGGAUCAGA